CUCUGUCAACCAGCAAUCACCGGGACUAACAACAAGAGAAGGCUGGCAUACUAUAUGGGGUGUGCUGGUUCGUAGUGAUAGUUCGAUUGAUAUCGCGACGUCUCCAUCGUGGAGCAUGGAAACGUCUGCAAUGGGAUGAUUAUCUGAUCGUUUGCGCCAUGCUGACUGAUACUGUCUUGCUCUUCUGCAUGUCCACAGUUGUCAACACGUCAUCCAAUCUCCUUCCGCCCAGUGAUGAUGUUUCGCAAUAUUCUCAAGCCGAAAUCAGCGCUCGAGUGACCGGAUCCAAAUACGUUCUGGCUGUAGAGCAGAUGCAGAUCGCCACCAUCUGGCUGGUGAAAGCAUGUUUGCUCAUCAUGUACUUCCGCAUGACUGCUAUCCUACCACAGCGGAAGCUGGUCGUCGCGACAUCGGUCUACGUCGCUGUCGCAUUUGUGAUUAUGGAGAUCCUAUAUUUCGCAGUAUGGUGCAGGCCUUUCAAUCAGUACUGGGCAGUACCAACCAGCUCAACGCAAUGCUCUGCAGCAACAUAUCAUCUGAUUACCAAUGCUGUGUUCAACAUCAGCUCGGACCUCAUCAUUCUUAGCAUUCCGAUGCCGCUUCUGUUCAAAGUCCGCCUGCCGAGGAAGAACAAGCUGGCCUUGAUUGGCGUCUUCAUGAUCGGACUCUUCACAGUUACUGCUGCUGUGCUAAACAAGUACUACUCUUUCUCGAACCCGUUCGGCAACGACUGGGUGCUGUGGUACCUCCGCGAGUCGUAUACUGCCUUGCUAUGCGCCAACCUACCCCUGACAUACCCCCUCAUACAGCACUUGUUCAGUCUUCGCAAUUGGAACUUCUAUCCAGAUCAGACGCGCUCGGCACAAGCGGCCGGAAAUACUCGAGGCACAGGUACCGUAAAAAGCCACAGCCACUGGGUAAGUCAAGACAGGUCUCGGCCAAAGUCAAGACACUUGCGCACUACCGAGAGCCAAGAGGAUAUUCACGACCCAUUUCGCAACUCAAGUGCAGCAGCCGAUGAAGGCCCACAGUUCAUCACCACUGCGAUCGAAUUAGAUAGUGUGAAGACAUACGAGAAGUCCUCGACCGACCUAAGUAUAGACACGCCGAUGAGCUGGCGGACAGAAGAAGCCCGCAAGAAGGACUUCAACUAUAACCCUAGUAGUGCGACUUGAAAUAAUCGCCCAAAGCAAUACAACUUCGAGU
Molecule: messenger RNA, 1206 nt
Organism: Didymella exigua CBS 183.55
Lineage: Eukaryota; Fungi; Ascomycota; Dothideomycetes; Pleosporales; Didymellaceae
Exons: 4
Coding region: 189-1175 (328 amino acids)
Source: RefSeq, a predicted model, not a curated record